This is a messenger RNA of Opisthorchis viverrini, 2143 nucleotides long. RefSeq lists its product as hypothetical. Gene Ontology annotation, biological process: cilium assembly. The coding region runs from base 26 to 1342 and encodes 438 amino acids. The record is from RefSeq and is a predicted model, not a curated record. The transcript is spliced from 10 exons. NCBI's taxonomy places the organism in Eukaryota, Metazoa, Platyhelminthes, Trematoda, Opisthorchiida, Opisthorchiidae. Gene Ontology annotation, cellular component: cytoplasm; ciliary basal body. Gene Ontology annotation, molecular function: protein dimerization activity.
GGGUACGUUAGCCUCAACUCCAUUGAUGCCAAUCACCUUGUCAUAUAUGCCGUUUACUUUUUUACUUCCAGGACAAAUUUCCAUCCUGUCUCCAUUAUUCUCUUCACCUUUGCUAACCUGUCACUCCACUCUGGCGGAGCCAAACGUAGAACAUUUUGCUUUGUCGGCGGAUCCAGCAAAAAGCCGACCAGGAACGCCUACAAUCACUGUCCUUGACGUAUAUGACAUCGCUGCUUCUAUCGGCAAAGAGUUUGAAGCAAUCAUCGACCGUCAUGGUCCGGAUUCUGUCUCCAGUCUUAUGCCAAAGGUAAUAAGCGUUCUGGAAGAGCUAGAAGAUUUCGCCUCUCGGUUCGAUUCGGAAGGUCGAGAAUUAGUGACUUUGCAACUGGCGGUCCGCCGAUUAGAGUUGGAGAAGUGUGAAAGAGUUAAUGAUCGAACCAGGAGUGAAAAAGAGUUUGAACAGCUUGAAGAAACAUGGCAGAAGGAGACUCGAGAAUUACUACAACUAAUUGAUCGUUUAAAAGAAGAAAAUGCACAAUUAAGAGAGGCUGUAAGAGAGCAACGUGAAUCGAAGGACGCACCGGCAGAUUUUCGCCAACGCACUACUGGAGCGAUUGAGGAAAUUCAGCUGAUGCUUCGUCUGAAAGAAGUAAUCGAUCGUCAAAAGAUUGAACUGAGGGGCCUAAGCCGACAGUUGGCACAGAGGAAUGUUGAUUUAGAUGCAAUGCAGCAGCAGGCCACGCGAUUGGCCAAACUGAACGCCGUCCUUCGUCGUCGACAUUAUGUGAGCAAAAAACAAACGGAUCAAUUGUUGAGUGAGAAGCAUGAUUUGGAAGUGACGUUGCGGACGAAAGAAGAAUUAAUCCAACAAAUGCGCGAUCAUGUUUGCCAGAGUCCUACCGAUCGAGCUGCUGAUCGAUCUCUAACAUGCGGUAUGACAGCGUCCUUGAUCAAAGAGCUAGCUUCACCCGGUACUCCGCCCGCGCCGUUGACUGAGUCGCAGCUUAUCGAACGGCUGAACACAGAGGACAAGAUGAUUACCAACGGCUCUGACCCCAACAAGCCUCGAUUCACAGUCCAAGAACUGCGUGACCUGCUGACUGAGCGAAACGAAUUAAAAUCCCGUCUAAUCGAAGUGGAAGAGGAAUUGUCGGUGUACCGAAGAGCUGGCUCACGGUCCUCAAUACAAAAUAGUAUUCCACCAGCAUGCAGAUGGGAUAGCGAACCUCCGGUUCAGGGACCAAUCAACCGAGAACCGAGCGACAAAGCUUUUGGACGAGUGGAACGAAGUUCAGGCAUCGCCCAGUUCUUCGACAGCCUUUUCUCCAAACUCUCCAAAUAGACAGUUUGAGCCAAAUCGAUGGAUCUCUCCAACUGGAUCACCCACGUGUUAAAAAUGCGAACAACUAUCUCACAUGAACCCAACAACGACACUGGUCACAAGUGAUAGUUCUCAUUCCAGUAUUUCCCGCAUUUCGUCAUCUAUCGGUGUACCGUUCGAUGCCUGUGUAAGGGAUUUGUCUACCUUUAUGCCCGAGAUUGUUUCGAUGAACAUCAUACCUCUCUCCGGUUUCGUUCAACUGAAUAGCUGCGCUCCAUUCUGCUGUAUGUUGAAUAAUAUUCAACGUGUUGUUGUCUUUCAGCUUUUGAUUUGGCUUACUUCAUCCUGAAUCGGACCCACAGCAGCAACAACAAAAACAACUGUUUCCAGAUUUUAUAUACCUUGUGUACCUUUGUUCGUUUUUUGCCAUUCGUUGUCUCCUGUGGUUACUACCACUUCAUGGCUAUUUCUAUUUCUUAGUGAGUUCUAUCAUUCCGGAAAUCUGCAUUUACACUGACUACCUUGACUAAUGAUCAUGUACUAGCCUGCCACUUCGUCCUGUCAAUUUCCUCUGGGCUUGCUUUAUUUUUUAUCUGUCGCCUGGUUCUUGUUGUCGCUUUACUUGUCAAUCUUUCCCCGUAAUUUGGACAUAUUGUGAUUGGCCGACCCAACUAGGUCGACUGAAGCCUGUAUUCAACUCAUAGUUGAGGUCAUCAUUCCUUUUCCUAUUGCACUAACUUUCUAUUCAUCCAACGUCUACUUUUCCUUACCUUUCAGGAUCGGUGUUAAUGACCGGUCUUGGCACGAGAAAUCAUCCAUUUG